AUCGACUGUUUCAGCUGCUCCAAUCAGAAGCUCAGCUUACUUUGGGCCCGAAACGCUGGUCCAAUCAGAAGCUCGGCUCGUUCAACAUUGGAUCCGGAUCAGAAAAGGAGCUGCUGCUGUCACUUCCACAGCGUCGUGUCCGGUUGUUCAGUUGUACAUCCAGCACCAUGGGAAAGAAGAGUCGGGUGAAGACUCAGAAGUCAGGCUCUGGAGCCAACACUGUGGUUUCCCCGAAGGAGAUGAUGAACCUCAUCUCCGAACUGCUGCAGAAAUGCAGUAGUGCAGCACCCUCUGCUGGUAAAGAGUGGGAGGAGUACAUCCAGAUCAGAGGUUUGGUGGAGAAGAUCAGAAAGAAACAGAAGGGUUUGUCAAUGGUGUUUGAUGGCAACAGGGAGGACUACUUCCCUGAUCUGAUGUGCUGGGCUCAGGAGAACGGGGCAUCCUGUGACGGCUUCACAGUGACCAAUUUUGGUACUGAAGGGUAUGGCCUGCGAGCCACCAGAGACAUUAAGGCAGAAGAGCUGUUCCUCUGGAUUCCAAGGAAGAUGUUGAUAACUGUGGAAUCAGCCCAAAACUCUCUGCUUGGUCCUCUGUACGGUCAGGACCGGAUUAUGCAGGCCAUGGGCAACGUGACGCUGGCCCUGCACCUGCUGUGCGAGCGUGCCAGUCCCUCUUCGUUCUGGCUGCCGUACAUCCGCAGUCUACCUCAGGAGUACGACACGCCGCUGUACUACCAGCAGGAUGAUGUUCAGCUGCUGCUGGGAACGCAGGCGGUGCAGGAUGUCCUGAGCCAGUACAAGAACACUGCACGGCAGUACGCCUACUUCUACAAACUAGUGCAGACUCAUCCCGCCGCCAGCAAGCUGCCCCUGAAGGACAGCUUCACAUUUGAUGACUACAGGUGGGCGGUGUCGUCGGUGAUGACACGCCAGAACCAGAUCCCCACUGAGGACGGAAGCCGGGUCACCCUGGCACUUAUCCCCCUGUGGGACAUGUGUAACCACACAAAUGGACUGAUCACUACAGGCUACAACCUGGAGGAUGAUCGCUGUGAAUGCGUGGCUCUGCAAGACUACAAGGAGAACGAACAGAUUUAUAUCUUCUACGGCACGCGGUCCAAUGCGGAGUUCGUCAUCCACAACGGCUUCUUCUUCCAAGACAAUGCCCAUGACAGAGUGAAGAUCAAACUGGGUGUCAGCAAGAGUGAACGUCUGUACGCCAUGAAAGCCGAAGUCCUAGCACGAGCCGGCAUCCCGGCCUCCUGUGUCUUUGCUCUACACUGUAACGAGCCCCCCAUAUCAGCUCAGCUCCUGGCCUUCCUGAGAGUCUUCUGUAUGACAGAAGAGGAACUAAAGGACUACCUGCUUGGAGACGGAGCUAUAAACAAGAUCUUCACCCUGGGAAACAGUGAGUUCCCUGUCAGCUGGGAGAAUGAGAUCAAACUGUGGACUUUCCUGGAGAACAGAGCUGCUCUCCUGUUGAAAACCUACAAGUCCACGUCAGAGGACGACCGGUCUUUUUUGGAGAAACCAGAUCUCUCUCUCCACUCCUGUUUGGCAGUCCAGCUCCGCCUGGCCGAGAAGGAGAUCCUGGAGAAAGUGUCUGCUAGUGGUCGGGACAAACGACUCCACUUCCAGAAGAAACUGGAGGAAGGCGCUCCGUUGCCACACUUUGAGGAGAGCGACAUCGCUCUGUUGGAAAACAGUGACACGGAUGCAAAGCUUCCCAUUAUCCUGCGCAAGUUGGAGGAGGUGGAGGAAGGAGAUGGGCUCCAGGUGGAGGAGCCCCUCCUGAAUGGGGAGAAAGUUAGCUUUGGAACGGAGAAGAUUCAGCAGGUCAGCAGAGAUGUUGCUUCAGAGCGGAUGGGUCAGACACAAGCACCUGAACUGAGUGCCAAUCGAACUGAAGACAUCCCCAAAGAGAACAGUGAAUAACUCGGCCCCCUCACUGCCACAGCUCAUUCUAUUUAUUUAUUUUGAGUCUCUAAAUGGAUAAGAAAUGUAGAAGCUGUCAAAAAAAAAACUGUAUGUUCAUCCAGCGUGACUUCCUGCUGAACUCUCUCAGCCUUGUUUCAGGAGAGGUUCGGAUGAAAAUCCACUUUGGUUUCAGUCUGAAACAUUAAGAAAGUCAUGAGAAGACUGUCAGAAGUGAAAAAAACAAGGUGGCUUGUUAUCUUAUGUGGAUGUUAUUUUUACAGAACAAGAACCUCUCCUGUUUAGCGAUUUAGCUGCUUUAUCAUAGCGGUUUGGCUCUGUGUGUAUGUGGUUUCUUAUUUUCAGUUGACAAUCAUUGCCUGGUUGUUUAUGAGCAACCACCAUCACUGCCCUUCCUAGUUUUGGUUUAACCAACUCAUUUGUUGACAGUUGUUUCGGACUGAAAUGGAAGAUAUACUUCAUGGGACAUCUGUUUUAAAACUUUUUGAAUGUAUCAAGUGUAAAAUUGCAGUGGUGAUCCAAUAGGAAUGAUCACUGUAUUUUCUUUUUCAUAAAGCCAUAAACAGCACUGAGGAUUCAGUGAGAAGCAGAAAUGUGUUCUGUUGUUUUCCCUGUUGGAAGUUUGCUUUUUCUCAUUUCAGCAUGAUGGUUAAAAAACACAAAGAAACACUGUUCUGUUUAUAUUAUGCUUUGUGUUCAUUGUUAAAGUGAACAAAAUAAUCCUCUGUGUGAAGACCUGAUAGGCCACAAUGAUAAUCUGAGGAAAAAGGUAAAGAGACUGAGAUGGUUUACCAUGUCCUUACAAUUGUGUGAAUUUAUACACAGCUGGGUCUGUUCGACACAUUACAAUAUUAAAGAGCAUAAAUGCCAAAGAUA
This is a messenger RNA of Xiphophorus hellerii (green swordtail), 2810 nucleotides long. It is a transcript of the gene setd3, whose product is annotated as SET domain containing 3, actin histidine methyltransferase. Gene Ontology annotation, molecular function: protein-L-histidine N-tele-methyltransferase activity; protein-lysine N-methyltransferase activity; protein binding. Lineage: Eukaryota; Metazoa; Chordata; Actinopteri; Cyprinodontiformes; Poeciliidae. Gene Ontology annotation, biological process: peptidyl-lysine trimethylation; peptidyl-lysine monomethylation; actin modification. The coding region runs from base 168 to 1934 and encodes 588 amino acids. The transcript is spliced from 13 exons. The record is from RefSeq and is a predicted model, not a curated record.